Messenger RNA from Cyclopterus lumpus (lumpfish), 3874 nucleotides. It is a transcript of the gene dhx30, whose product is annotated as DEAH (Asp-Glu-Ala-His) box helicase 30. Gene Ontology annotation, cellular component: intracellular anatomical structure; nucleus; cytoplasm. Lineage: Eukaryota; Metazoa; Chordata; Actinopteri; Perciformes; Cyclopteridae. The record is from RefSeq and is a predicted model, not a curated record. Gene Ontology annotation, molecular function: DNA helicase activity; G-quadruplex RNA binding; ATP binding. The transcript is spliced from 19 exons. Bases 37 to 3534 code for a protein of 1165 amino acids.
CGCGCGACCCGCAGAAGUACAAACUGUAGUUUAAAGAUGGCGCUACCCGGUGCUUUACUCGUGCGGCUCAGAGCGCUGUGUAACGUCGCGAAAUGCGUCCACGCGGGGGGCGAAGCGGCGUCACGUCGCGGCGGAGGAGUGCGCUGGUACGGGACGAAAGCGCGGAGCUUCGAGGAAAGCGGGACGUCGCAUUUACGAGAUAACGUGAGCCCGAACCUCCUGAAGGAGUUUCCAGACCCUAAAGGUCUCUUGAAUAACACUAUCUCCCGUUCGCUGGGAGUCAGCGACCUCUCCCAGCUCAUCCAGUACAGCUGCACGGAAGAUGACGGCGUCAAGAAAGCCACCGUCACUCUGCUGUGGCCCUGCAAGAUGGAAGAGGAGGGUUUUGCCUCCAGGAAGAUCGACGCGGAGCGAUUCGCUGCGGCCGCUGCUUGUUUCAAGCUCAGAGAAAUGGGUGUCAUUGGUCAAGAAAAUCAGCUCCCAACGAGGAGAGCUGGCCGGGCGAGAGGAGGGGUACAAACGCAACUCUAUGAUAACGAGGAAGGGUCCUGGACAGAAAACGUCCUCGCUCCUAAAGUGAAAGCGGAUGAACCAAAAGCGGGCGCGCCUCCCCAAGAAGACGCCCACCCCCCCACCGUCUCCAACGCCCUCACCCUGUUUCCGCAAGCUAAAUCCCUCCUCACCAGGGUCAUCCAGGUGGCCACGUCGACCAACAGAAUCAGGGAGCUAAUUCAGUACAAAGUAACGGGAGGAAAGCUGAAGAAGUGCGACCUGAAGCUGCACUGGCCGGAGGAGAUGACGUUCUCCGCCACAGCGAGAAACCGAUUGACGGCGGAGAGGACGGCGGCGGCUCUCGCCUGCAUGAAACUGAAGGAGCUGCAGCUGCUGGACAACGCCAACAACCCGCUGACUCACGCCAACUACCACCGAGAGCAGGUGAGGGAGGCUGGAGAGCGAGAGAAACGCCCCCUCCCCCUGGAAGUCCCAGAAUACCUGGAGAAGCACAUGAGGGAGUACCUCGCACAGUACCCAGUGGCGACCGAAGUACAGAAGCUCUGGGAGGACGAAGAGGCCAGAGGACAGCAGGCGGUGAACCAGGAUGAUGAGGAGGAUGAAGAGGACUUGACGGACGCCGUCACAGGCCGGCCGUACAGACCUCUGUCUGUAUCCGAGGCCCGGCAGCUCAGCGCCCACCUGCAGGAGAAAUGGGAGUCGGCGAGCCCCGGGCUGAGUGUGGUGCUCCCGGUGGACGCCCACCGUGAGCGUGUGAUCUCUCAGGUGCAGUCGUCCAGGGUGGUUGUGAUCGACGGUGAGACGGGGUGCGGCAAAACCACGCGGAUCCCUCGCUUCCUGCUGGAGGAGGGCGUGAGAGACGGCGAGGGGGCCACGUGCAACGUCCUGGUGACACAGCCUCGCCGGAUAAGCGCCGUGUCGGUGGCCCAUCGCGUGGCUCAUGAGAUGGGUCCAGCUCUGAAAAGCUCUGUGGGAUAUCAGGUGAGACUGGAGAGCCGACCACCCGAGCAGAGCGGAGGAGCGUUACUCUUCCUCACGGUGGGCAUCCUGCUGAGGAAGCUGCAGUCGAACCCGUCCCUGAAGGGAAUCAGCCAUGUGGUGGUGGAUGAGGUCCACGAGAGGGACAUCAACACGGACCUGCUGCUGGCGCUGCUGCGCUCCAGCUUGAAGGAGAACCCCGACCUGCGGGUGGUGCUUAUGAGCGCCACCGGGGACAAGCAGAGGCUGUCCGACUACUUUGGGGGAUGCCCGAUUGUCAAGGUGCCCGGAUUCAUGCACCCGGUGAAGGACCGAUACCUGGAGGAUGUGCUGAGGGAGAUGGGGCGCCCGCUGCCGGUCCCGAAGAGACUGGAGACGGUCAAGCAGGGAGGAAGAGUCGACGUCACACCAGAUGCAGAUUUCGUAGCGGAUGUAAUCGAGCACAUUGACAGAUGUGGCGAGCCAGGUGCAGUGUUGUGUUUCCUCCCCGGGUGGCAGGACAUCAAGGCUGUUCAAGAGAAACUGCAGGCGAAGCGACACUUUUCCUCCGGCUCACAGAUGAUCUUGCCGCUGCACUCUAGUUUAUCAGUAUUAGACCAGCAGGCGGUGUUCCAGCACCCCCAAGAGGGCCAGAGGAAGAUUGUCCUCGCCACUAACAUCGCAGAGACCUCCAUCACCAUAGAUGACAUCGUCCAUGUGGUGGAUGCGGGAACUCACAAAGAACACAAUUAUGACCCGCGGACCAAGGUCUCGUGUCUGGACACGGUUUGGAUAUCUCACUCUAAUGUCACUCAAAGAAAAGGGAGAGCGGGCCGAUGUCAGCCGGGACAGUCCUACCACCUGUUCCCUCGAAAGCAGCUGGACUCCAUGACUACCUUCCCCAUCCCGGAGAUCCUGCGCACGCCGCUGGAGAAUUUAGUCGUGCAAGCCAAAAUCCACAGUCCUGACUGCAAGGCUGUAGAUUUCUUAUCCCAAGUGUUGGACAGUCCCGAGCAAGAAGCUGUGAGAGAUGCGGUUAGAAAUCUGCAAGACAUCGGAGUCUUGGACAAGACGGAAACCCUGACGCCUUUAGGAGAGCGCGUCUCCUGCAUGUCGUGCGACCCUCGUCUGGGCAAAGUGCUGGUCCUGAGCGCCAUGUUCAGAUGUGUCCUGCCCAUGCUGUCGGUGGCCGCCUGUCUCACCAAAGACCCGUUUUACAACAGCAUGCAGAAUAGAGGCCUCGUUAACAAGGCGAAGGAGGCUCUGAGCCGCUCCAGCUCCAGCGACUAUUUGGUGUUUAUCAGAGCCGUGUUGGGCUGGAGGAGACUUCAGCACGAGGGGGACCGAGAGGAGCGGGACGACUAUCUGUACCGGCACACUCUGUCCAAGUUCAGCCUGCGAUUCAUCAACGGUCUCAUCUCUCAGUUCAGCGAGAACCUGAAUGAAGCCGAGGUGGUGACUCGUGCCAGUGAGUGCCAGCGUGCCACGUCGCUCUACAACGAGCACAGCAACCAGGACGAGCUGCUGAAGGCUGUGCUGCUGGCGGGACUCUACCCCAACCUCAUCCAGGUGAAGAAAGGUGUCGUGACCAAAGGACGCUUUCGCCCUAACAGCAUGUUUUUCCGCACACUCAAUGGGCCCGUAAUGCUUCACCGCGCCUCCGUGAACAGGGGGAAGCCAGAGCUGCCGAGUCGCUGGUUGACCUUCUUCAGCGCUAUCCAGUCCAACGGAAACGUUUUCAUCCGAGACUCGUCCACGGUCCAUCCGCUCGCCCUGCUGCUGCUCACAGACUGCGAUAUCACAGAGACGGUGAAGGGAGACCGGGUGGAAGUGUCGCUUCCUGGACGCUCCAUGGUGCGCUGCGAGUUGUCGGUGGAGACCUGGGAGCUGCUGUGGGAGCUCCGCACGUCCAUUCAGACCAUGCUGUACCGCAACCUCAACCAUCCCAGCAACGCCAUCGCCAACUCUUCUCAAGACGGGAAGCUCAUCUCCUUAUUCGUGGAGCUGCUCAACAAUACGGACUCCAACCCGUCGGCUCAGAGCAGCGACAGCGAGGUGGAUUGAUGACGCCGAGCUCUUUGUGCAAAGAGGUUGAAUGCAUCUCAUGUGUUUGUUUUCUUUUUAAAGGAAGAAAGCUUGAGUACUUUGGUCAAUACUUGACUUGAAGAGCAGAAGAGCGGUUUGUCUGCGCCAGUUACUGUUGAAGUAAAUGAUGAACUCCUGUUAGGUGGGAGGCAAUCCGUCUCUUUGGACUGUGCUUUGCUGCAUUUGUAUCCGCUUUCUGAAAAGCAGAAGUUUAAUUUUACUCAGAAACGUUCCCGUCAUUGGCUAAAGGUCAUUAAAUCAGACCGCAUAUAAUAGAUUAUGUCAUAUUUAUUGCAAUAAAUAAUCACAUGCCAACAUG